AUGCAAGGCGCUUCAUAUCUGAUUUCACCAACUGGGACUGGAAACGAGAUCAAUACCUACGGUAUACUAAAGGCUGGACGAGCUGCUGGAGCUGAGAUACUCAGUGAGAUCGCGUCAGAUUUUCGCGGACUGUCGUUCGCAACAGGAGGACAACAUAACCUAAGCACACAAGCAACAUUAUCAAACAUAUUUGGACACUUCUCACCUGGCCUCAAAGGAGCCAGUAUAGGGACUGCAAAGAGUGACGAAGCCCUUGUUGCCGGCUUCAAUCUGGCCGAUUCGGGAGCUUUCGCCACUGACUUACCGAGGCAGACGCUGUACGGUGCAGAACAAUACGCGACGAAUAUUCAGAAGGCAAUUCGAUACCUGAAGGAAAAUCUUCCAAGAACAUACGUCAACAUAGUGCCUCCUUUUUCAUGUAGAGUUCGGAACGAUUUCCAGGCAGUAGAGCUGGUGAGCAGGAUCAAGGCUUAUCCAGGGAUAGAUUUGGACAAGGAAUGGAAGCUGAUAAAUAUUUUCAUCGGCUCGAAUGACUUGUGUAAAGCCUGUCUCAAUAAGACUCUGUACGGUGCAGAACAAUACGCGACGAAUAUUCAGAAGGCAAUUCGAUACCUGAAGGAAAAUCUUCCAAGAACAUACGUCAACAUAGUGCCUCCUUUUCAUGUAGAGGUACUACUCGAAACUCAGCCUGACAAUCCAUUCUGUGUCAAUCUUCAAAGGUAUAUUUACAUAUUUGGACACUUCUCACCUGGCCUCAAAGGAGCCAGUAUAGGGACUGCAAAGAGUGACGAAGCCCUUGUUGCCGGCUUCAAUCUGGCCGAUUCGGGAGCUUUCGCCACUGACUUACCGAGGCAGGCAGAAGAGCUGGUGAGUAGGAUCAAAGCUUAUCCAGGGACAGAUUUGGACAAGGAAUGGAAGCUGAUAAAUAUUUUUAUCGGCUCGAAUGACUUGUGUAAAGCCUGUCUCAAUAAGACGCUGUACGGUGCAGAACAAUACGCGACGAAUAUUCAGAAGGCAAUUCGAUACCUGAAGGAAAAUCUUCCAAGAACAUACGUCAACAUAGUGCCUCCUUUUCAUGUAGAGGUACUACUCGAAACUCAGCCUGACAAUCCAUUCUGUGUCAAUCUUCAAAGGGUGUCUUGCCAUUGCCUAUUCGAAAUACCCAAGCAGAACUUCAAGGAACUAAAACGUUCCUUUGACGAUACUCUCAAUGCCUUCAACACAUCGGAAUUUCAAACAAACAGUUUUGCUGUGGCAAUCUCGUCAGGAGUGAAUGUGGAUAACCUCGCAACACUAGGGGUGAGCACUGUAAAAUAA
Messenger RNA from Ostertagia ostertagi, 1317 nucleotides. The record is from the annotation of a GenBank genome assembly. Lineage: Eukaryota; Metazoa; Nematoda; Chromadorea; Rhabditida; Trichostrongylidae.